This is a messenger RNA of Talaromyces rugulosus, 564 nucleotides long. RefSeq lists its product as uncharacterized. The record is from RefSeq and is a predicted model, not a curated record. The coding region runs from base 1 to 564 and encodes 187 amino acids. Lineage: Eukaryota; Fungi; Ascomycota; Eurotiomycetes; Eurotiales; Trichocomaceae. The transcript has a single exon.
AUGGGCCGCCCAGCAAAACAUUCACAAUUCAUGAAGGUGGAAAUUGUUGAUGUCACACCUGGGCCACGCGUGAUUAUCCAAAAACAAAAAUUCAACCUCGGAAUACGCAUAACAGACAAUGACAAUUUGGUAAUUGGGAUAUGUAAACAAGUUCGACUAUCCGUUGUGUUCGAGGGCGUGGAUUACGCAAAAUUGCAGAGACGGUAUACCCUUCGACAAACUCCAGAAAACGCAGAGUGCAAUGUGAUCUUGCGCGAGUUGACAAUGGACGAGCUUCCACCCUGUAUUACCAACAACCCGGACCUGGAGAUAAAAUUCAAGGUCCAAAUCUCCCUACCCGGCACGAAGAAAAUAGAAGCUGUAUCCGAGACUUUUCACCUGGUUGAAGACGCCGAGUAUGCAAAGCUGUAUUACGAUAUCUCUGAUAGUGAGGUCGUCAAUGAGAUGAACACGGCACAUCGUGUGGAGUCUACCGAACAACUUACUGAAAGCCAUGAAAAAGGCUGGAAGCGGGAUUUCGUGGAGCAGAAUCGUCAGCUGCUGCAGUGGGCUAUGAAAUGGUAG